Messenger RNA from Neolamprologus brichardi, 3060 nucleotides. RefSeq names its product family with sequence similarity 177 member A1a (gene fam177a1a). NCBI's taxonomy places the organism in Eukaryota, Metazoa, Chordata, Actinopteri, Cichliformes, Cichlidae. The record is from RefSeq and is a predicted model, not a curated record.
GGAAAUUUGUUUUUCCUGACGAUAAUAGGAAGUAGCCCUCAGAAACACGGUGAGGUGUAAGUAGGUGUAAUGGCAGAUUUGUCGUUGUAUUUGGCGAAUGUCAAUGUUACAUUGGGACAAACUAUGGAAACUGAAAAGAGUACAGGAGGGGAAGCAGAAUUUGAUACUGUGGAGAUGGGGGACCCAGUGGGAACGCCAGGGAAGGUGAAGGUUCCUCGCAGAACCAUUUACUUUGCCAAUGGAGAGACCAUGGAGGAGUACAGCACUGAUGAAGAGGAGGAAGAGGAGCAGACUGCAAAGAAAGAAGUUAUUUCUGUAGAUCCGUCCAAACUGACCUGGGGUCCUUACUUCUGGUUCCAAAUGUGGAGGAUGGCCACCUCCACUGUAUCAGUAUGUGACUACAUGGGAGAGAAACUGGCCUCUCUCUUUGGCAUCACUACACCUAAGUACCAGUAUGCCAUAGAUGAGUACUACCGUAUAAAGAAAGAGGAGGAGGAAGAGGAGGAGGAGGAUCGUCUGGCAGAGGAGGCGGAGCAUCGGUUUGGGGAGCAACAGAGAGGCAAGCGGGGCGAUCCCACAGCUCCUCGUCUGGCUACGGUGGAGCAGCCUGAGGUGUCUCCGGCCUCCUUUGUUAACAUCAGCUUCGAGCUCGAGCCUGAGCCUCCUCUCAGCAACCAAGACCCCAACAGAGUCCCGUCUCCUCUCCCCUCCUGAAGAGUGACGGUGGCAGACAGAAACCUCCAAAACACACACACACUUCUGUUAGCUGACAACCCGUUAAUCUACCCAGCUAUGUAAACUAAUAGUUUUGUUAUUUUUUUUACAUUUUUUUUUAUUUUAUAAAGGAAGAUCUUGGAGUGCAGGGAAACAUAAAAAGGGCUGGAGGUGGCUGCACUAGCCUGACCUGUGAAUGUAUAUCUGUGUAUGGCAGGGACUGAUAUAUGUACUUAGGCUGUUAAACAGGGUCUAGGUUCAGCUCACUUUAAAAUGAUGAAGUAGAUCCUCGAGGCAACAGUCAAUUAUUAAUUACAGACUGGUGUGAAAAUCCAUCCAGAACUGGACAGAAAUAAGAGAGAGAGUUGGUCCUACCCCCUCUGCUAAACAGAAACAUGUUAUGUUAUAGUUGUUGCCUCACUGAUAUGCCAAUGAAGAGAUUGAGUAGUUUUGCACUCUUAUCCAGUUCAGCCUGUCUUUGCUGCACUGUCAUCUCUGGACAGGCUUCAGAAAAAGCCUUAACAUGUUUAUAGAAGACAAACCGAUAGACCUUAUAUAUUAACUUAUAUAUUCUUAUAGGACUGUGUAUUAAUAUUUUGGGUUUUCAAGGUUAAAAGUAGUUACAAAAUGAAGACUAAAGCGUUUCAGUACAUGUUAUAUAGUCUGUUAAUCAGUCUCUUAGAUGUUUAUGAGUGAAUCGUGACCCUUCACCUUUGCAUGCUUACCUCAUUCAUACUUGAUCUUUCCUGACGCGGUGUUUUGAUUCAUAAAAGAUGCUCGGUGUAAAAAUAAAAAACGUCAAAUUUAUGCACAUAGCUCUGUUUACACACCUGUGUUGUUUUGGUGUGAGAUGCCCAAUUUUCGAGGUUUCUGGUGCAAAGAUGUCUGUCUCUCUGACGUUACUGCCGAACCGCCAACCAUAACUCUCUAGUUACCCAUGAUCAGAGGCUCAAGAUAGCGUGAGAUGUAAAUGCUCUCAGCUGAGCAGUACCAAGCUGGCUGAGCUCAGCUGCACUGUUAUUUUCACUGGCGAAUGUAGAAAGUACAAAGAAAAAGAGUUCCUAAAUGAAACAGCUUGCAUUUCAUCCUGGGUUUUUAAUGUUUUUGUGAUUUGAUCACCAUGAAAGGAGCGUCGUUUUAGUUCUUUAUAUAAAAGAGAAGGAAGACAUUUCUACAGUCUUAAACAGAGCAAUUUGUAAAAAGCCAGACAGAUCAGAGGAGUAAUCCAAAUGAUUUGGGGGUAAACUGGCCCUUUAAGGAGGCACCUGCGCUGUUCACAUAUAGGCAGCCAGACAGAUUAUGGACCCAAAUGGAAAAACCCAAAUCAGGUCAUCAUGGGCAAAAACGUUUUUUGAAAGUGGAAUUUUCAAUGUCUUAGAGUAAAACAGAUAUAUUUUCUUCUUCUCAUCUGUCUAACAAUGCCUCAUUUUGGAUCCCGCCAAUUACUUCCUUGCAUCUUUUCUUUAGUCAUUGUUGUCACAUUGUUCAUGAAACUCAUGCACCACAGGCUUGGAGGUGUGUGCUAAAGACAACGAAGAUUUAAAUGCCUAAAAGCUAAAUUAAAAAAGAAUCAGGUCCCAGCUAUGAACAAAUCGUCCUCCUGCGUGGACCUAACCAAUUUCUUUCAUCCAAAAAUCUUUACUACUUACAAGUGUUUUAAUAUAUUUAAGCGCUCCAUCGUCCACAAUGUUUCACCUCUGGCCUCCAUAACUGUGAUGUUUAGUUAUUUAUUGACCUGAUGAACAUUUAUUAAUUUCUGAACAGCUUGUUUGAGUGUUACAUUUCCACACGCCCUAAUGUUUCAUUCAUUAUUUCUGUGCCACUUAAAGAUGAAGUCAGCUGCUUCCCUUUCUUGAGAUGUCAUAGUAAUCAGCUGCGUUUCUAUUUUGAUGUUAUUUACAGCCUCUUUACAUAAAAUCUAAAACCUUCCGACAGUUAAAUCUGACUUAAGCGCUAACUGAUGCUCUACGCUGGUGUGAACAGUGGCUCGUGUAUACUUCAAUCUUUGAAUGUCCUUGCUUGUGCCAGUCUAAGCCUCUUAGAAAUUGUUUUAAUCUUCUCUUUGGCUGUGACGUGUGAUGGCAGGCUUCAGAUCUCAGCUUGCAGAGUAGCAGCGCUUAUAGUCAGAAUCGGUCCACAAGCAGACUCCAAUGAAAUGCCAGCGUAUCAUAGCAAAAGAUCUGUACACUUUGCAGUUAAAUGUCUUUCACCAAGUAUAAAUUAUGUUUUUUCUCUAUGUAAAGCAGGCUAACAUAUGCAAAAUAUUUUCUGAUUUAAAGUGAAGCUUUUAAUGAAUCUUUAUAUUUCUAUAUUCUGUGUGUAAAUAAAAUCUUUAAAUAAUCAAAA